AUGAAGACUUUAUUAUAUUAUUUGGUAUUCAAUGUCCUUCUGUUGGCCGUUUUACCAACGGGAUUUGCACAAACCAUACAUUAUUCAAACUUUACCUAUGAUGAAAUAUCUUACCAAGACAAUCUUACAGGAACCCCACCUCACGUCUUAGCUAUUAGACAUUAUCAAAGCAAUGAUAAUGUGGCAGUUAUUCGUGUCGGUCGAGUAAAUAAUAACAUUGGAACUAAUACAUGUUUUGAACAGAGAUUAUUGCUUCGCGUUCUUCAAGGCAACGGAAAUGUUAUUGAAAUAAAUUAUACUAAUACUAGCGAAAUACAAGAUAUCAAUUUUUGCUAUGUUGGAAGCAAGGAUCCUCUGAAUUUUUAUCCGUUAUUUGACCAAUACAUCUUAGUGACAUACACUCAUGCAACUAAUACUUCCGAUAAUACAACAUUUAUGGAUCGAGGAAUGGUUUUAAAUUGGAAUGGGACUGUUGCAAGUUUUAUCGAUUUUGGACCAUCUUAUUUGGAACCGGUCACCAAUAAUUGGCACCCAAAUGAAUAUUUCGCAAACAAUAUUAAUCCUCAAAGGGGAUUUUUUCGUUUAUCCGUGGUUAAUGGGACAAAUAAUUUCAAAUGGCAACAAUAUGCAUAUUUUCAACUUACUGUAAUUCAAUUCUUGAAUGGUGGAUAUGCAAUUAUCUAUGCUAACACGUCCAAUAAUAUUAUACCUUCCAAUAACGCGAAUAGCACGUUAGCAGCUAAAAUUACUCCGACUAGAGGAAUAUAUGCACUAAUCUUUAGUUAUAAUCAAACAAUAACACCUAAUAGAAUUAUUUUAUAUGAAUUACCACAACAGAAUCUAACAUUUAAUUCAUUAUAUUGUUCUGUUGACUUUGCUUCCAUUGGACAUUCAUGUAUUGCGUCCGUAGUGGGUACGCAAACUAUUCAAAAUUCAACCAACAUUACUACUAUAUUCACAACCACUACGACUCCCCCAGUUGGCACUCCCACUGUUGUACCAGGUCAACCUACUACAACCUACACCAAUGAAGUAUUUUUUGUGAAUAUACGUUUUCUUUCUUCAGGAUCCUUAAUAUCAUUAGACCUUACAAUUCCACUAUCCACCAGUGUAAUAAAUAUAAAUCUUGUGAAUCUUAGAACAUUGCCUUAUGGAGGAUACGUAAUAUUAUGGAGAUCUACUUCUGUACUUGCUGUAAAUUACAACUUUAGUAUUUAUGAUGAAAAUAAUCAACUAUCCAGUUAUUACUUUCCAAUAAAUCCAAUUAUCGCAAAUUUAGUUAGCGCAUUUGACAUUUUGCAAAAUAAUACAAUGUUAAUGGCGCAAAAUGAAUCAUUAAGCGCUUGGAAUAUUCUUUCAAUAACUAUGCCUAAACUUUCUCCUUAUAAUGAUAAUGGCUAUGGUAAUCUUCGUGUGAGCGCGACAUACCCUCCAAAUCAAUUAUUAAAUCAAAUAUCAUUAAAUAAUAAGGUUAUUAACAUAACAUUUGAAAAUCCUGUUACGUUUGGAUCUGGUUCUCUAAACAUUUUUAGUAUAGAUGGUACUCUUCGGCAGACACUUAAUAUGAAAAAUUGUGAUAGUAGCCAAUGUAAUGCUACUGGCAAUAUCAUCUCACUUAAUGUUUUUGAUUUUACUUUUAAUAAUCCGGAUGGCCAAUAUUUUAUACAAAUGGAUAAUAGUUUUGUAUUGGAUGCAAAAUACAACGAACCCUUGUUGGGAAUCGAACCGAGAAAGUGGAUAUUUCAAACAGGUGGUAUUCAAGGUGCACUACGAUUAACAGAUGAAGGAACUAUACAUUAUCAAAACUUGAGUUUCUCAGAUCAAUCUAACUUUAUCAAUACAUUACAAAAUGAACUCACACUCAUGAUUCCUACAGAACAAGGCAGAUUAUACUCGAUUAAUAAUAAUGUUCAAUAUGAUCCAAAUCAAAAAUCGAGAAUUUUUAUUUCGCUUUCUAUUAAAGGGGUAAAAUUUCAUCAAAAACUGUUUUCAACUGAUGUAAUGAAAUAUUUAAAUUUAUUAAUAACGAAUAAAGCAACGACGGGUAUAUCAACAGGAACUACCACAAAAUAUUUAGAUGCUUCUUAUGGAUAUCAAAAAAAUCUGGCCAAGAUGAGAACAAAACUGGAGGAUAAAGAUUUAGUAGAAAAUGUAGUCAUUCUCCAAUUUGGUGUUACCAUAUCUCGUUUUACCACCUAUAUAUUAUUUGUUAUUUUUGACUCUUCAACUAUUCCGUUUCUUUUUUUACCAAGGCCAGAGUUUGUCCAAUGGUUUGCGCUACAUGCAAGAGCUGCUGCUACCGUUGCAUUAAUAUCUGGAGCAAAUAUUGAUAUGUUAUUGUUAUUAAAGUCAUAUGUGAUGAAACUUGACCUUUUCAGGGCGCCAUUGUCCGAUAAAUCAUUGAAGAUAAUUUAUAUUGGAAGUUGCAUUAACAUAGUUUUGUUAGAUAUACCACAAUUUAUUAUACAGAUAAUAUUUCUUAGCUAUAGUGUCAUAUGGGAUCCUAUUCUAAUAUUCUCCUCCUUAGCGUCAGGUGUUUCUUUGCUUGCUAAUAUAAUAGGCAAGAUUCUUUUCUGGAUAUUUGGCGCACUUUCGCCCUAUAUUGACCAUUGGCAAAAGAAAAUGCCAGUAAAUGAUGUAAUUGAUAAUAAAUCCAAUAAUGUUUUAAAUGGUGAUAAAAUAGAAUGA
Molecule: messenger RNA, 2688 nt
Organism: Scutellospora calospora
Lineage: Eukaryota; Fungi; Glomeromycota; Glomeromycetes; Diversisporales; Gigasporaceae
Source: the annotation of a GenBank genome assembly